AAAUACAAAAUACAGAAAAUGAAUAAUAGAAUCAACCCAGUCAGCUUAUCUUCGGCGGGGCAGAGAGAUGCUAGGGGCGAUUUUAGCUAACUCACGUUAGCCUCACUUGCUAGCUGACAACACCUGAUGGGAUUGGGUCAAAAUAAAAGGGGAUUAAAAAAGAAAUGUCUCACUGGAUCUGCUGCAACUCCUGCUUUCUUCCGCCCUCUUACGAGCGCAGACUGGCACUAACGACGUGUGGACAUAUUAUAUGCAGUAUUUGCUACCACAAAGGUAAACGAAGCGAGUGUUUAAUAUGCAGCAACAAAUGUCAAGUGUCACCUCUCACUGACCAAAGCAGCUCUGAAGUGAAGGCCUUGUUCUCCAACAUCAACGUUGUGGCAAAAAAACAUGUUUCAGAAAUCAGCAAGGUGUUAAUGUUCCAGGCAAGACAUCAGAAAAGGCUGCUUACACACUACCAGAAAAAGAAUGAGAAGCUAGAGGAGGUCCUUGUCAAGACGAAGCAGGAAAUGCAGCAAAUGGCCAAGAAGCUGCACGAACAGAGUACCUACAUUGCAAAACUGGAAUAUUCUCUUCAAAGUUCAUUAUCUACGUCUCAGAUGAGCCACAGCUCCCAAACCUCACAUGGACGAAAAGCAGUGGUGCAGAUGCCAUUCAACUCCCCCGUGUCCCUCUCCAGACAUUCCUCGUCCAGCAACAUUGCUGACCGCAUGGAAGUGGAUGAACGGAUAUUCAAGAAACCUGUGAACGUCCCCAGACUGUCACUGAUCAGCCCUCCACACAACGGACGCAUGGGCACUGUUCCUCACAGGACGUCCAGCCAGAUAUCACUGGCCAACCACUCCACGUUCUCAGCCACAGUCAGUCGCUGUCAAAGAACACAAAUGAGCCCAAACGUCUCCCCCGGUUGGAAUUCUCCCAUCUUCAGGACUUCCCAGCCUUUCAGAAACUUGUCUUUAUCCUCCCCAAUGCACUUUCCGCCAUAGCAGGUGGACGCACAAGAUCACAUCCACAUGCAUGCUAUCAGUGUUAGUCAGUGUUUAGCAAAGGCGAUUCAUUAAAGACACAGAACACAUCAACAUAGCAUCUUGAUGCCUUAGUGCAGGGGUCUCAAACUCAAUUUACUUGGGGGCCACU
Doryrhamphus excisus (bluestripe pipefish) is the source of this 1137-nucleotide messenger RNA. RefSeq names its product ring finger protein 212 (gene rnf212). Gene Ontology annotation, cellular component: synaptonemal complex. Gene Ontology annotation, biological process: homologous chromosome pairing at meiosis; reciprocal meiotic recombination; protein sumoylation. Lineage: Eukaryota; Metazoa; Chordata; Actinopteri; Syngnathiformes; Syngnathidae. The record is from RefSeq and is a predicted model, not a curated record. Gene Ontology annotation, molecular function: SUMO transferase activity.